Molecule: messenger RNA, 3172 nt
Organism: Somion occarium
Lineage: Eukaryota; Fungi; Basidiomycota; Agaricomycetes; Polyporales; Cerrenaceae
Source: the annotation of a GenBank genome assembly
GGACGUCAAGUUGGAAGGCAGUUUUGAUGGCCUUCCUCUGACCUCCCAUCCAAUAAAUAAGACACCCUCCUCAUGUCUCGAUUGCUCUGGCGGUCCCGUUUGCCUUUCCCCGUCAUCCUCACUCUCGCACGAACAACUCCCAUCCAGCCUUCUGGCACGCGACCUAUCUCUCCCCGACACGAUCUCGCUUUGGGCUCGAUCACUUGAAGUCUAACGCCACCUAUACCGUAAGUCCAGGUAAGCCUACACCUACGAUUUCCGAAGUAUGCCAACUGACCAAGCAAUCAAGGUUAUUUGCUUACAUGCGACCCGGUAGCGCGCUUUUCCGUGAGCUGGACGAAAAGUUGGAGCUUCUACAAGGCCUUGACCUAUCGGAUGACACUCACCGAUGUACAUAUGACGAGUUCGAGUCACUCGAUUCCCAUCCUUCGACAUUAACAUUGCCAUAUGAGGAUGAGGAAGACUUCGAGGCCUGUGAUGCAUGUGUCUAUGACCCGGUCAUGUUCUCUCCUUCAAGCCCUAUGCGUAGUUCGUUCUCUCCUGCCCAGGAACAUGUUGCGAAUAGUAGAGACAAGCCUCUUCCGAGCACGCCAAGCUCCAGUUUGCGUCGUUGGUCACCUCCACCACCACCAUCUACACCGCGAUUGACACGCUCCCCGGCAUCUUCAUCCCCUUCGUCCACGCGUUCCUCCAUCGCCCCGUAUUACUUCACAAGCGCGCCUUACUCACCACCGCACUCACCAAAGCAACAGCUUACGCAUUCUGUCUCACCAAGCGUGUCUUCACGCCCGCCUCUUUCUCAUUCGACGUUCCCCUCCAUCUCCUCGACCUUGUCAAGUCUCAAGGAACGUGAGUCUGAAGUGCGGAAACGAAGCGGGGUAUUCGUUACUGACAUGUCUGGACCUCAAGCACAAGUCAUAACUGAGCGUGGACAUAGCUUCGUCAUUGCCAACCGACCAACAAGGAAGAGCAGUCGCGACGCUUUGAUGGAACUCGCAGACGCGUCUGAGCUGACCAUUGCCACCACUCUCCCUCGGAGAAAACCACGGCCCACGCUCCCUAUGCUCUCAACAUCUGUAUCUUCUCCGCAGCUUCGAACUCGAGCCAGACUGGGAUCCGCUCCGGCGUCCCCAAUCAGCGCAGUCACGCCUUCGUCUCCAGAUAUGGAUUACCAGGUGGGCGCGUGCCAACAAAUGGAGCGUUCGCAUACAUUCCCGACUGCCCAGUCUUUCGACGAAGCUGCGGAGGCUGAGCUCUCAUCCCGUUGGUCAAUGGAUUCCGCCGGUCCUUUGCCAGCCAGCACAUCUUCUGGUUCACGUACUCCAGUGCCAGAGCCGCCUUCAUCACCGACCAAGACACGGAAGAGGGACAGACUAUUCAGUUUCAUCCCACGACGGAACGGGUCGAAGUCAUCUCCAGAAGCUAGUCCAAGCGCCCACCAAGAGAGCAAAGAAGCUGAUCCACGUCGAGAUUCGAGACGGACCUCGCGUAUGACUUCACAACCAUUCGCUUCUACUCUUUCCCUAGCGACACCGACAAUACAUGACAACGCGCCAUACCCGCCGAUCCCAAUGUCGUCCUCAUUCUCCUCAACCGCUGCGACUUCCUCCACGUCGAGUUCCGUCACCUCGCUGAGCACUCCAGUGGACAGUACUGCGAACCUCAUUGAUCCAUUCUCCGCAAGCCCGACGUGUGCCGAUUUCUCAUUCAUACCUGAUCCAGCACAUCCUACCCCCUACGACUGUCCUGAUUCGCCCACGCUGCAUCCCACACUCCCGCUUCCUUCCCCUCGAACACCCACGGCGUCGUUCCUUAUUCCCGUGCGUGCCAGCACCAACGUUCCGUUCCUCUCUGCGCUCUCGCUUCGUUACAAGUUGCGACGCAAGAAGAAGUUAAUCGUUUCGCAUCCUACUCUACUUCCAAGCCGUCAACAACCAGAAGAGGAUCUUGACGAUGAGCGGGAGAGGUAUGCGAUACAAAAGAGCAAGCAGCGGUUGUAUGAAAAUAUCUUGCAGUGGUGUGAAAGCUUUGGCACUGUUAAGAAUAUUGAAACUAAAGGUGAUGGUUUACACGUCUACUGGAAAGAUUGGGAAUCCGCUGAUAUGGUUUGUCGUAUCCAGGGUCAGGUCUCCAUCCCGAAUAUCGGUACUGUCAGCCUCUCUUGGCAGUACGUGAAGUAGAACAACUGAAUGCAACUCGCGAAUAACAAUCCCUCCUACCACUUACGCGAUCCCGGCGGACGACCCUCAUCACCACUGCGCAUCCACUCUCAUUUAUCAUUCUUUUUUUCUCUUGUUACGGCUCUCACGGCUCAUCCACGCUCCUUACGGUUUUUUAAUCCCGCUCUGGCAAUCCUCUGUAUCGUCAUACCCGACAUUCUUUUUUUGAUUAUCGUCGAUCUUCUGUCAAUCAACUCGCUCAUUGUAUCGGUUUUUCUCAAUCAAUUGUUGUACCACCACAACCCCCCACACUCCUUAUCCACCACACACCCCACGCUCGUUACUACCCUGCGCAAGGACCCGUUCAGUCUCCCAAGGCCGUCCCCCAAGGCCCACCGCCUAACCCACCCCAUCUUGAUUUCAUAUUAUCGGUUUUCAGGUCAUCAUCAUCGUUGUCGUCGCUUUUCCAUCAAGGACCCUAUUGUACCACCCCUCCUGGACUCUCUUCCUUUGGUCUCCCGCAGUCAUCCUCAUCCUCGCUAUCGAACAUUAUCAUCGCUUUUGCAUGUUUCCUCACAUCCCUACUCGUGUUUUAUCAAAAGGAGGGUCCUUCACCGGUGAAGGACUUCUUCAAAGCUCGCCUAUUGUUCAUCUUGGCUUUCAAAACUUUUUGUGUCGCCUUCACCGAAACAUUGAUCGUCGAACGUUUUUGAACAUUUGAACAAUCGAACGGUGAUCUUGCCGGUGGAGAAGAAGUAACCAAAAGGAAACAUUGUACAUCUGUUUGUAUAUUGUCGUCUUCCUCUUUCUUGUGUAAUAUAUUGUUUCAUUAUUGUAAAUACUGUCCUAUAGAGUUGAACGUUAGAGUUCUAUCCCAUACGUGUAUAGCAAUCUGAAUGUCUCUUUUGUUACUUGUGAAGUGUGAUAAGUCCCGCAGAGUUGACGUUGUCUGAACUUAGAAUUCUCGAAGUGUUCCGCUCCAUAAGUACUCAUCCAUGCCUUAGCAAUGAGGC